Messenger RNA from Nyctereutes procyonoides (raccoon dog), 4075 nucleotides. It is a transcript of the gene CYBB, whose product is annotated as cytochrome b-245 heavy chain. The record is from RefSeq and is a predicted model, not a curated record. The coding region runs from base 52 to 1764 and encodes 570 amino acids. The transcript has 13 exons. Gene Ontology annotation, biological process: superoxide anion generation; defense response. Gene Ontology annotation, molecular function: superoxide-generating NAD(P)H oxidase activity. Gene Ontology annotation, cellular component: plasma membrane; NADPH oxidase complex. NCBI's taxonomy places the organism in Eukaryota, Metazoa, Chordata, Mammalia, Carnivora, Canidae.
GAAGCAGAGCAGAGAAGAAAGGCAGACACAAGGCAUUGAACCUUUGUCACCAUGGGGAACUGGAUUGAGAAUGAGGGGCUCUCCAUCUUUGUCAUUCUGGUGUGGCUGGGGCUGAAUGUCUUCCUCUUUAUCUGGUUCUAUGGGGUUUAUAACAAUGGAGAAGAAUUCUUUUACACUCGAAAACUUCUUGGGUUUGCACUGCCGUUGGCUAGGGCCCCUGCAGCCUGCCUGAAUUUCAACUGCAUGCUGAUUUUGCUGCCAGUCUGUCGAAACCUGCUCUCCUUCCUCAGAGGUUCCAGUGCGUGCUGCUCAACAAGAAUUCGAAGACAACUGGACAGGAACCUCACUUUUCAUAAACUGGUGGCAUGGAUGAUUGCACUUCACACUGCAAUUCAUACCAUUGCCCACUUAUUUAAUGUGGAGUGGUGUGUGAAUGCGCGAGUCAACAAUUCUGACAAUUACUCAAUAGCACUCUCUAACCUUGGAGAUAAUCCUGGUGAAAGUUACCUCAAUUUUGCUCGAAGGAGAAUCAAGAAUCCUGAAGGAGGUCUAUACGUGGCUGUGACUCUGUUGGCCGGCAUCACUGGCAUUGUCAUCACACUGUGCCUCAUAUUAAUUAUCACCUCCUCCACCAAAACCAUCCGGAGGUCUUACUUUGAAGUGUUUUGGUACACACACCAUCUUUUCGUGAUCUUCUUCAUCGGACUCGCCAUCCAUGGAGCUGAGCGAAUUGUACGUGGGCAGACUGCAGCGAGUAGACUGGAACACAAUUAUAAAGUUUGUGCGGACAAUAUCUCACAAUGGGGAAAAAUACCUGACUGUCCAAUCCCACAGUUCUCUGGAAACCCUCCUAUGACUUGGAAAUGGAUAGUAGGUCCCAUGUUUCUGUAUCUCUGUGAGAGGUUGGUACGGUUUUGGCGAUCUCAACAGAAAGUGGUCAUCACCAAGGUGGUCACUCACCCUUUCAAAACCAUUGAGCUACAGAUGAAGAAGAAAGGAUUCAAGAUGGAAGUGGGACAGUACAUUUUUGUCAAGUGCCCCAAGGUGUCCAGUCUGGAGUGGCACCCUUUCACACUGACCUCUGCCCCGGAGGAAGACUUCUUUAGCAUCCAUAUUCGGAUUGUUGGGGACUGGACGGAAGGACUUUUCAAUGCUUGUGGCUGUGAUAAGCAGGAGUUUCAAGAUGCUUGGAAAUUACCUAAGAUAGCGGUGGACGGGCCCUUCGGCACGGCCAGCGAAGACGUGUUCAGCUACGAGGUGGUGAUGUUAGUGGGAGCAGGGAUCGGGGUCACGCCCUUUGCAUCCAUUCUCAAGUCGGUCUGGUACAAAUAUUGCAAUAACGCCACCAACCUGAGGCUCAAAAAGAUAUACUUCUACUGGUUGUGCCGGGACACGCACGCCUUUGAGUGGUUUGCGGACUUGCUGCAGCUGCUAGAGACCCAGAUGCAGGAGAGGAACAACGCUGGCUUCCUCAGCUAUAACAUCUAUCUCACUGGCUGGGAUGAGUCUCAGGCCAAUCACUUUGCCGUGCACCAUGACGAGGAGAAAGACGUGAUCACGGGCCUGAAACAAAAGACCCUGUAUGGACGGCCCAACUGGGAUAAUGAAUUCAAGACGAUUGCAAGUCAACACCCAAACACCAGAAUAGGAGUUUUUCUCUGCGGACCUGAAGCCUUGGCUGAAACCCUCAGUAAACAGUGCAUCUCCAACUCUGAGUCUGGCCCUCGAGGAGUGCAUUUCAUUUUCAACAAGGAAAACUUCUAACUGCUCUCUUCCAUGAUAUCAGUGUGGGUUAUGCUGCCAAGUACCUAACCUAAUAAUGCUAGUUGAUGAUGUAAGUUCCACCCCUCCCACCUUAAAAAAAAAAGAGAGAAAAAAAUCAAACUGUAAGGGGAAGGUUUUCCUUGAAAGGAAUGUCAAAGAUUAUUUGAUAGUGAUAAUUUGCAUUUGCAUGGGGCUUUAUGGUUUUCCGAGUGCUUUUACAAACUUGAUUUCAUGUUUCACUCACAACGAUGCCAAAGAAAGGUAGGACAAGUGUGCACUUGACGGGAUGAGCACUGGGUGUUAUUCUAUGUGUUGGCAAAUUGAACACCAAUAAAAAAUAAAUUUAUAAAAAAAAAGAAAGGUAGGACAGGAUUCCUGGACUCAGUGUUUAGGAUAAAAAAAUGUAGGGAUGCAAAAUGGUGAAGUAACUUCCCAAAGAUUAUGAAGCUUGGACCAGAUCUAGUCCACGCGGCCCUGGGUUUGUUUGGCGGUCUUUCCGUGAUCCCAGGCUGCCUGGAAAUAGGCUCAUAUACUCCCCCAAAGGAAGCAACAACCCAGGGAGUGACCAUUCAUUUUCCAUCUGGUGUUAUAUUUGUUAUCAUUAUGUCAGAUGGAAUGACAUUUUGCAAAUAUUUAGGAGGUAAUACAUGCCAAGAAGGAUUGAACACUCAAGAGUGACAGGAUGGACAUCUGAGCAUAUACUCCAGGUUAGCAAAGCAGCACACCGACUGGGUCAGAGGUACUUCCUCCAGAAGAAGGAAUGGAAUUAAUUAGCCUGGAAUUAAUGUAUUACUCAGCAUUUACAAUGAGGCUUGGCAGAGUGGAUACUCAAUGAAAGUUUGUUGAAUGAAUGAAUGAAAACAUAUUUAAAACCAUACAAGGCCUGAGUAGAAAUAUUUUAAAGCCUUAAACUAAGAAUUGUGACAAAUGUGUACCUGAUAGGCCCAGCUGCUUUAAAUAGCAUCUACCCCCUUGUUUUAUUUAAAUAUACACACAAAAUGGCUCUUAUUUGUGUGACUACUGACUGGUUUAUUGUUACAUCAUCAUCAAAUUUAUGUCCUAGAAAUAAAAAUCCCCAGCUUACUGUGUAAGUAUUGAAUUUACACCCAGUAGAAUGUUCUAGAUGUCCAUGAGUUCAAGAAGGAGUCUCUAAAUCACUGUUAGUAUGGCCAGAAACAGUUUUUUUUUUCUUUGAACCGCUCUUAUUUCUGGAAACUAAAAACAGCUUUGUUUGCCCCACCCUCUGGAGCCACAGGUAUUUAGAACUACUUAACUUUGGUAAUAAGGAAGAAAGACAAGAGAGCUGGGGGAAGGACACAAAACUGGGUUAGGAGGAAUGGGGAAGGGCAGAGGGAAAGAGAAGAGGAGGAGAGGGAGAGAAAUAAAAAAAAAGGCAAAAAGGAAGGAGAGAGGUGGGGGGUCUCACCCCAGAUUCCACAAUCUUGUAUGUAUCGGAUGGAGCCGAUGGAGGCUUACACACACUCAUUUUAUUUUGAUUCCAUAUGGCAUUGAAGCUGAGAAUUUUGAGGCUGGGUGGGGGGGUAUAUUUUGAGGACCAGGAUGAAGUAGUGAGAACUCGGUUGUUCCUCUGGGCUCCCACGCUGCACAAGUCACUGCAGGCCCGUCCUGACAAGUCAGGCCUGCCUUGGGAAUGUCACCUCCCCCAAACGUCCCAGCAAGCUUUUUCCUCAGAGAAACUUAGACCCAGCCUGUUCACACUGCACUCCAGGUUUCAGUUCAUUCAUUGACCAAAUUUUUAUUGUGCUAUUACUCUGACUCAAGGCCCUGGUGCCCAGAGUUUCAAUUCUUUACACCAGAAUGUGAGCAAGAGGGGGAACCACAGUUCGAAGGAGUCUGAGAACCUUGGCCCUCUCUAACUUCCGUGACAGAAGUAAAACCAACUCCAUCUGCUGCUCUGAAAAUGUGUCUCCGGGGGUUUGUUUUGUUUUGUUUUGUUUUUUACCUUGAUGACAUCGUAGUUACCAAAACAGAGAGCCCUGCCCUGUGUUCUCCUGGUCCUGAGAUGAAAAAUGAAUGUAAAAGUGCUCGUCGUAAAUCCAUUCCUCUCCCAAGCCGCUAGCUGCCAGCUGCCAGCACAGCUUUUCUGGCUUUUAGUAUUUAGCACUUAGUACAGAUACCGAGAGAAUGAUUAAGCAUUGCUUUUAAUCUCAAGGCUACAAAGGCUUUUCUUAGUUCUCCUGUUUUUGCAAUAUUACAUUUAUGAAAUGUGAAUUCUUGUAGGUGUUGUAUUUGAAUUGUUUGUGGGGGAGGGAGGGUUUGGGAGGUAAUUCCUAGGAAGAACUAUUAAAAC